Molecule: messenger RNA, 1397 nt
Organism: Bursaphelenchus okinawaensis
Lineage: Eukaryota; Metazoa; Nematoda; Chromadorea; Rhabditida; Aphelenchoididae
Source: the annotation of a GenBank genome assembly
AUGAUGACAAACUGCAGGCCACAUGCCAUACUAAUCCUAUUCUUUGGAUUAAUUCAAGUAAGUUUUACCUUUGUAUUAUUGCUGUGGUUUAUAUGUUAUAUCAGUUUUAACAUUACAGUAGGCCUACUCUACCCUACCUUGCUUUACCCAUCCCUAUUUUACCCUCACCGUACCCUACCUUACUCUACCCUAGCUUGCCUUACCCUACUCCCCUACCUUACCCUAGCAUACCACACCCUACAGCCUCUCUAAACUCAAGAAUUUUCAGCUCUCCUCAGCCGACCCCUGUCAGAAAUUGGCAAUUUGUGCCCUAGACAAGUGUAUUCCUCAAGCCAGCGCUUAUCCGCCGGUGUUCCAGACCGUGGAGAAAAUGCUACAGUCCGCCAAUUUCGGGUGUAUUUUGGGUCCAAUGUGUUUCAAUGAGUGUGCCGCAUGUGAUUCUUGUAAAUAUGCUCAAGAUCAAAUCAAAAAAUUGCUUUUGAGGGAAGAAACUGGUAAGUUUUUCCUGAUUUCUUGACUUUUUCAACUAAAAAUCGUACUUAAUUUGAUCCAAAUGGUACUUCAACUGCAGUACGUGCUAUGUAAUACCAACUGUAAAGUACGUACUACGUAGCACUUACUACCUAUUUAGUUAUAACGCUCAAAAAUGCCAGUUUUAAGUACAAGAAUGGCCCUUUAAAAUUGACGUAUCAGCCUGUUCAAAUAAUUCUGAGCCCUCUCUCAAAACAAAUUUUUGUGGUUAGGAGACAUAGAAUUAUUUGAACAACCUAAUACAAUAAAAAACAGCUCUUUUACGCCUAAAAAUGACAACUUUCCGCCGUAUUCGCUAUGAUAUACCUAGUAUAUAGUACAUACAAUGCAGUACUUAGUAUGUUAUGUAUCUACUAUGUAGUACAUAAUUUGCAGUUACUAUGCAUUAUCUAUUCAAAAAUGGCACUUUAAUGUACAAAAAACGCAUUUUUCCUUCAAAAACCUGAUUUUAAAGGCCUUUUAUCGCAGUAUUCGCUAUGAUAUACCUAGUAUAUAACACCUACUAUGCACUUAUUCAGUACUGACUAUGUACCUACUAUGUAAUAGUUAUUACUUACUAAGUUUUUAUAUUCAAAAACGGCAUUUUAAGACAUAAAAAUCGCAUUUUAGUUGGUCGCUGCCCCAAACUGGAGAGUUGCGCCCGCACUUGUCUUGAUGACAACGUUCUAGACCCAUUCAAUUGUGUCUUCAAGAGUCGCUGCGCUCAUCACUGUUUGAAUGAGGACGACUGUCCGCCGUGCCGGGACGUUGUGAAGCGGGUAUUUACCGGUUUUUGCUAUCGGAAUGGGUUUAUCGACCAUUAUCAGCGGAAAUGUAAGCCCAUGUUCGAUGAGGUUAGUCUCGAGUUUGUCAAGGGGAGGGUGUGA